CAUUGAUUUUCAUCAACAACCAAAUUCGGGGAAUAUUUCCUCAAUAAAUGGCCAACCCCGUCCCUUCCAUAAACGGGAUAGUUCGUCGAAUGGUGAACAUCCCAAGAACUCUUUUAGGAGAAAUGUCAAGAAUGAUGGAUGAUCUCAUGGGAACACAAGGCCAGUGGAGAACAAACCAAUUCAUCCAACCAAAUUCCUCUAAUGUAUUACCAUUUCAACAUCCUUCUCUAGCCCCGGUUUCAGAGCAAUGGGAUUUUCUAACCACAUUUGAGCAACAAUAUGGAACCUUCCAUCCUUUCUUUUACGCGUGCAAGUUUCAUAAUGUUCUAAAGAUGGCUCAAGACGAACAACGAUUGAUUUUUAUAUACCUUCACUCGCCCGAUCAUCAUCACUCUUUCGCUACAAAUUUCUGUAGGCAGACUUUAUGUCAUGAGUUGGCGGUUGAGUUUCUUGACGCAAACUUUAUCUCAUGGGGCGGGAUUGCUAGUCGAGGAGAAGGCUAUCAUUUGGCCACUAUUUUGAAACCUGUUAGUUUCCCAUUUUGUGCAGUGGUUGCUCCUUGUGGUGAUAACUUAGAGGUGCUUCAACAGAUAGAAAGGCCAGUUUCCCCAUAUGAACUAGUGGAGAUACUUCAAGGGACAUUGGAGGAUCAAGGACUGGCUUUUGGGAGUGAUCGGGCAAAGAAGGAAGAAGAAAAGAGGCGGGUCGACAAGCGUUUAAGGGAAGAACAAGACAUCGCAUAUCUUGCGGCUUUAAGGAUUGACGAGGAAAAAGACAAGGGAAAGCUCAACAAUCAUCAAGAGAAGCUUAAACAAAAGACCAUUUUCUCUUCAAAUUCUCCAAAUAAUUCACAAACUGGAAAUAAAGGAAGCAUUGGUCAAUCAACAAAGAUACUAAUAAGGUUCCCCAAUGGAGAUAGGAGAGAAAAGAGUUUCAUGAGCACAGAUAAGAUAGAAGCAAUAUUUGAAUACAUUGACUCAUUAGGGUUGCAUGGAAUUGGAAAAUACAGACUUAUUUCGAGUUUUCCAAAGAAAGUGUAUGGUGUUGAGCAAAUGGGGAUGACUCUUAAGGAAGCUGCCCUUAUUCCCCAAGCCAGUCUUUUCUUUGAAUUUCUUUGAUAAACCAUGUGCCCUACUAAUUUGCUAAUAUGUAUUUGAUUCAUUUGGAAAAAGGCUAUUUUCUCAAUUUGUGAUAUAUUCCUGCAUCUUUUUUUUUAUUACAAAAAUUGCUAGUGAAAGUUUUUUCCAAUUUCCAACCCUAAAUUGU
Molecule: messenger RNA, 1266 nt
Organism: Impatiens glandulifera
Lineage: Eukaryota; Viridiplantae; Streptophyta; Magnoliopsida; Ericales; Balsaminaceae
Product: plant UBX domain-containing protein 10-like
Exons: 4
Coding region: 48-1118 (356 amino acids)
Cellular component (GO): endoplasmic reticulum
Molecular function (GO): ubiquitin binding
Source: RefSeq, a predicted model, not a curated record